Molecule: messenger RNA, 1646 nt
Organism: Eleginops maclovinus (Patagonian blennie)
Lineage: Eukaryota; Metazoa; Chordata; Actinopteri; Perciformes; Eleginopidae
Product: vesicle transport protein SFT2B-like
Exons: 8
Coding region: 175-663 (162 amino acids)
Biological process (GO): vesicle-mediated transport
Cellular component (GO): membrane
Source: RefSeq, a predicted model, not a curated record
CCUCCUCCCACUGUGUGGCGGGAGGCGGUACGACAGGCGGAAGAGCUGCACCUGUUGUUUCCUGCUGAAGCUAAAACACCUGCAGCUAACUCACCUGUGGAUAUCUCACCUGUGGAUCGUGAGAGAGAGAGAGAGAGUGAGAGAGAGAGAGAGUGUGUGUGUGUGUGUGUGUUUAUGGAUAAACUAAAGAAGGUUCUGAGCGGACAGGAUGACUCGAGCAGCGACGGAACCGGAAUCAUUGAGAGAGCCAAUCAGGCGUCCUCGUUGGCCUGGGCGACCCGGAUGAAAGGCUUCGGGAUCUGCUUCGUGCUCGGGGUCCUCUGCUCCGUCCUGGGCAGCUGUCUGCUGUGGAUCCCUGGCACGGGGCUGGUUCUGUUCGCUGUCCUCUACAGCGUGGGAAAUAUCAGUGCUCUGGCCAGCACCAUGUUCCUGAUGGGUCCGUGUCGGCAGCUGAAGGCGAUGUGCGCUAAAGAGAGAGCCUUCGCUACGGCCAUCAUGCUGGUGUGUCUGGUGUUAACGCUCUGUGCUGCUUUCUGGUGGAAGAAUAAUGGCCUGGCUCUGCUCUUCUGUGUGCUCCAGUUCCUGGCCUUCACCUGGUACGGCCUCUCGUACAUCCCCUUCGCCAGGGAUGGUGUCAUGAAGCUAUGCUCGACGUGUCUGUGAGUGACAGCCUCUAUCGUCCAAUCAGAAGCCUUUAACAUUUCAACCUCCAAAGAAAACUACAAAUCAGUGGCCUGGACUACAAAUCAGGACAGUUAAUCUACGUGUCUCUUUGUUGUUGUCGCUGCUGGUAGCUGCUAGCACGUUAGCUGCUAGCACGUUAGCUCUUACCUGCCUUUACUUAUACUUUUUUCUGUUUUUAUUAAAGCAGCUGCUCAGUUUUAUAUUCAGAGCUCAUUAAGAACAGCAUUAUUUUAAAACAUAGAUAUUAACUUUUAACCUUUAAAUUACAAAAUAAAAUGAAGGAGCUUUUAUUUUGGCGGGAUUAAUCUCAGUAAUUGAGUUUAAAGUUAAAAGAAGAGUAAAUUAAAACUGGUAAUAUUAAUAAUUAGUGCACACUUAGAUGUCAAAAUAAAGUUACAGACAGGAUGUCACCUUUUUAGUAAUCAAACAAUUUAAAGGGGUUCACAUGAGACAUUAAAUAUAAUGAUUUCGGUCUCAAAGCUACACAUGAACAGGAAAGUUCUGGUCAAUUUUCAGCAAAUAUUCAAUAAAUAUGACGUUUUUAUAAGUUUAAUUUCCAGGACAUUUGUACCACUAAUUUACUGUAUUUAUUUCCAGUAGAUUUUAAAAGAUUUUUGGGUAAUUUUCUUCCCAUUUCCGGUCUCUUUAAGAUUGGAAAGGCACGCUACGUUUUUGUAAAAUAUCUAUUAAAUUCCAAGAACAUUUGUAGUAAAUAAUAAUAAAGCUCAGGCAUUUAUUUAAGUGAUUUAAAAUCUGGAAGUGUGAAGUGGAGGCUUUUAUUCUGAAGGGGUAAUUGUUCCAGUUCAUUUCAGUGGGAGGAUGAGCAGCUGUUUCUGAGGCUGAAACAUCUCUGAGGUUACACACAUUUCUGCUAAAGUGUCUUAAGAUUGAAUGAUCUUAAUUUAAUGUUGUUUCUCCUGACUUUCUUUGAUGGAAAUAUUGUAAUAAAUAUUUGAAAAACA